UACACGCGCGCGCAUACACGCACACACACCCUCUCCAUUGAGAAUGGAACAACUGGAUCGCAAUGCGCCCCCGUGCCCGUGACCAAUUAAGAGCGAACAGGCAGUUUUGUCUUUGAGGAUCCCCGGAGUCACACACAGACCUGUUAUCCUCUCACGCUUUCAAGAGACACAUUUAGAUUUUCUAGACAAUUUCUUCACCCGUUUGGUUUGUGUGGAUUUAUACGAAGCUGGGUUGGAUCUUAAAGGACGGAGUGCGUCAAGUAAAGCGCACGUAUCCAACAAGUGGAUGCGUGAAUUUGCUCGCAGAGGAGAGAGAAAAACCCAUGGACUAAAGAGGUAAAAACAACCAGUGGAUUGAUCGUCUGUUCGGUUGACAUCACAAAGACCAAAAAAAAAAAAAAAAACGCUCCUCAGAUGUGGAGCUUGUCUGGGUUGAUGCUGAUGUACAUAUGUGCGUAUUGUCUGGGUCUGAGGGGUCUGAGGUAGUUCUCCAUCUCCAUCUCCAUCCACUGACUUUGCGUGUUGGCCAGGGAAUUGCUUUUCAAAUGAGGUAGGACAUCCCCGGUGUUUUUCUUUUCUUCCGAUCUUCUGCGCUCUGCUCUCCAUUUGACCAUCAGGGAGAUUUCGGGGGUGACACGCUGCGGAACCCAUCGUUUCCCACCUCACCCCUCUACCCCCCCUAUCCAUGGACUGCCUUCUCCGUUUUGUCGGUCACCGUGGGGGGAAGUUGGGAUCCUCUCUGUAGAUAUUUCUGUAUGACGAGGGCGCAGGUGGCAGCCAAAGGUCGCAGCCAUGCCGAUGCAUCCAGUCACCUCAACGUUGAUGUACCGGGGGAUCUGCACCAUCCCUGACAUCCUCUCCUACAGCGCCCCGGUGAACCUGCCCGAAGACGAAGUUGAAGAAAUCCGCGAGGCCUUCAAAGUGUUUGACCGCGAUGGGAAUGGAUUCAUCUCAAAACAGGAGCUGGGAAUGGCCAUGCGUUCCCUGGGCUACAUGCCAAAUGAGGUGGAGCUGGAAGUCAUCAUCCAGAGACUAGACAUGGACGGCGAUGGCCAGGUGGACUUUGAGGAGUUUGUCACCCUUCUGGGUCCGAAACUGACGGCAGCUGGGUUGCCAGAUAAGUUCAACGGCACCGACUUUGACUCUGUUUUUUGGAAGUGUGAUAUGCAGAAGCUGACGGUGGAGGAGCUGAAGAGGCUCCUGUACGACACCUUCUGCGAUCACCUCUCUAUGAAAGACAUCGAGAACAUCAUCAUGACCGAGGAGAACCACAUAGAGAACCCCGAGGACUGCCAGGUGGAUAUAGACAGUUCCAGCCCCACGCAGCAAGUCAAGCAAACCUGCGUUCGCAAGAGCCUGAUAUGCGCCUUUGCGAUCGCUUUCAUCAUCAGCGUCAUGCUCAUAGCAGCGAAUCAGGUGCUGCGAAGCGGCAUGAAAUAGGAGCUCCGGCAUCUUCAGCCUUGACCACCACCUUAAGGCUGCCUUACAGAGAAAUGACUGAAGAUGAAGCUAAAUGAAUAAAAAUAACAGACAAUCACACUGCUAUGGAACCGGCCGACAUCUGACUGCUGAAUAACAGAUCACCAAGGACACAACACGUGCAGGAAAUUAUCUUGGCAAUGUCGCUGCGGAGACAUGCUGACAGGUUUGCAGAGUUUCAAGGAGAACAGGACCUCACAUACGACGAGACAGCUGAGGGUGUAAAGUGGUUAGCUGAUAAUACAUAUCACACUUCGUAAUAGAACAUUUAGUAUCCAUUAGCUAUGUGCGUUUGAGCAGUGUUGCAUUGAGUAUGGUGGCAGCUAUGUGACUGUCCAGUUUUGUAUUUGUCCAGUGUACCAUACGGUUAUUGUAAAAAAAAAAAAAAAAAAAAAAAAAGUAGAAAGAAAUCUGUGAAAUAUUGUUGGAACAUUGAAGAAAAAAAAACAUUCCUGAGGAAGAAAAGUGGAAAUAUAGUAUAUGGUGCAACAUUGUUCAACAACCACCUGGAAAUAACAACAGCUUAGACAGUUAGAUAAUAAAGGGCUUUGGAGGGAGGUACAUGUGAACGCUUUGCCGUGUUUGCAGGCUGUAUUGGGAGCAGGUUCAAGCAGGUUAACAGCUACUGGGGUAAAAGAUGUUGAGGUCUACACGGACAGGUAACAGGCUGGACAGCGGCUCAACACACAGUUAAGCACUCGACUCUGUCUCCACAGCGGGCUUUGCAGGCCUCAGAGGAUGACCAUCAUCUAUGCAUGACGUGCAUGGAUUUAAACAGUCGUCUUGACACAUUUGUAAAAGUUCUUCUUAAUGUAUUUAUCAUCAUGACUGUGUAAUAGAGCUGUUUCAAUUACUUAAUGACAACUGUGAGCAAUUGUGUGUUGUGCGGGGUAUCAGCAAUCACAACAAGAGUAAAGCAUACAACUGCAUGAAAAAGAAGGGCUGCUUCAAAACAUGCUCGUGGGAAUUCUUUUUGGGAUCGCUGAAGCUAUUACGGACCUUACGCCUCGCCGGGCGCCUGAUGAUCAUGUCACACUGCCACCGAAAAAUCAGCCCAACAUACAGUAUGUGUCACUUGACCAUUUAAAGAAUAUGCAUCGAAAACAGAUGUGUUUGGUGGUGUGGAUACAAAUGUGAAGGAAAGUUUUUUUUUUGUUGUUGUUUUUCCUCAGUUUUAUGUCUGGAUGUGCUGCUAUAGAGCAAUAAAUGUAAAGUAAAAUACACACAUUUCACAAUACUUUGAACUGACAUGAAGACCUUCAACAUGUAAGAACCGACGGGACUAGUAACUGUUGGCCUUCAUUAACUGAAGAGUUUCUACAGCACUUUGCAAAAUUAAGUAAAAUUGCAUUGCCGUUUGGCGUUGCUUUGGCAAUAUAGUAUUGUUUAAAUAGGGGUUACCCUCUUUUUUUCCAUAAUCAGACAGAUUGGAGGAGCUGCCCGAUGCAUCGAGGUUUGACUGAGACCAAGUGGUGUAAACUGUCGCAAUAAAACAUGAAUUAUAUGUGAAACGGCAUGACUUAAAUCGGUUAUAGUUUAGAUUGAAUUAGAUGUGUGAGCAUUCGGGUUAGAUCUUUCACCAUAUUCUUUGUGUGUAAAUACCUCCUAUAACCAAAGCUUUGGAGGAAUGUGUGAUAACAGAACUGAGACGUAUAAUAUGAUUAGUUAAUGCAACUGACAUAAAUUCUAUAAAAGAAACUAAAAAAAUCAACCAGGUGUAAAUCAAUCGGUCCGUGUAUCUUUUGGUAAUUGGAUUUUCUUAUCAGAAACAAA
Messenger RNA from Sphaeramia orbicularis (orbiculate cardinalfish), 3252 nucleotides. RefSeq names its product calcium-binding protein 7-like. The record is from RefSeq and is a predicted model, not a curated record. NCBI's taxonomy places the organism in Eukaryota, Metazoa, Chordata, Actinopteri, Kurtiformes, Apogonidae. Gene Ontology annotation, cellular component: trans-Golgi network membrane. The coding region runs from base 793 to 1440 and encodes 215 amino acids. Gene Ontology annotation, molecular function: calcium ion binding. The transcript has 5 exons.